AUGGCUCUGAAUCGCAUGAGGACUACGGUCCAGAGCGCCAUUGCGCCUCCUCGCAAAGGAGAAACAUUCGAGUUGAGAGCAGGUCUAGUAUCGCAAUAUGCCUACGAAAGAAAAGAAGCGAUCCAAAAGACUAUCAUGGCCAUGACCCUGGGGAAGGAUGUAUCUCAGCUAUUUCCUGACGUCCUCAAGAAUAUCGCGACCAGCGAUCUGGACCAGAAGAAGCUGGUUUAUCUUUACCUGAUGAACUAUGCCAAAUCACAUCCAGAUCUGUGUAUUCUCGCCGUCAACACGUUCGUACAAGACUCAGAAGACCCGAAUCCUCUUAUACGUGCCCUAGCAAUACGGACGAUGGGCUGCAUCCGAGUAGACAAGAUGAUAGACUAUAUGGAGGAGCCACUACGGAAAACCCUUGCAGACGAGUCGCCUUACGUUCGAAAAACGGCAGCCAUAUGUGUUGCGAAACUGUUUGAUCUCAAUCCCUCGAUGUGUCUGGAAAAUGGGUUUCUGGAAAGGUUACAGGAAUUGAUUGGAGAUCCGAACCCUAUGGUCGUUGCAAACUCCGUACAGGCGCUGGCGGAAAUCAACGAGUCGGCUCCAGAAACGAAUGCUCUCCAGAUCACUUCGAACACCCUGAAGAAAAUGCUCAUGGCUCUGAACGAGUGUACGGAGUGGGGCCGAGUCACAAUUUUAACGGUACUGGCCGACUACAAGAACACAGAUGUGAAGGAGGCCGAGCACAUAUGCGAAAGAGUCGUCCCACAAUUCCAGCAUGUCAACUCCAGUGUGGUGCUUGCGGCAGUAAAGACAGUGUUCCUACACAUGAGAUAUAUUGGUCCAGAACUGUCGAAGUCAUACCUGAAGAAAAUGGCACCACCACUGGUCACACUGGUCUCGUCCGCCCCUGAAGUACAGUAUGUGGCGUUGAGAAACAUUGAUCUGCUCCUUCAGAAACAACCUGAGAUCCUAAGCAAAGAGCUGAGGGUCUUCUUUUGCAAAUACAAUGAUCCACCAUACGUCAAGUUUCAGAAGCUCGAGAUCAUGGUACGGAUUGCCAAUGAGUCCAAUGUCGAUCAGCUACUGGCAGAACUGAAAGAGUAUGCGCUUGAGGUCGACAUGGAUUUCGUUAGAAGAGGUGUAAGAGCGAUAGGGCAGGUCGCUAUCAAGAUCGAGAGUGCGAGCGAACGUUGCGUCAACGCUUUACUUGACCUGAUUAAUACCAAGGUCAAUUAUGUGGUUCAGGAAGUCAUCGUGGUUAUCAAGGACAUCUUCCGGAAAUAUCCUGGCUAUGAAGGAAUAAUACCAACACUAUGCAAGUGCAUAGAUGACCUCGACGAGCCGAAUGCCCGAGCAUCACUGAUCUGGAUCGUGGGAGAAUAUGCCGACAAAAUAAGUAACGCUGGCAAUAUCCUGGCAGGUUUUGUGGAUGGUUUUGCCGAGGAGUUCUCGCAAACGCAACUACAGAUAUUGACCGCUGUGGUUAAAUUGUUCCUGAAAAAGCCCCAAGCAGCACAAGGUCUAGUGCAGAAAGUGCUGCAGGCGGCAACAGCAGAUUGCGACAACCCAGAUAUCAGAGACAGAGCCUUUGUCUAUUGGCGACUGCUCUCAAACACAACAGAUCAGAACGCACCGAAAAACAUUAUCCUAUCAGAGAAACCUCCAAUCACCACAACCAUAAAAUCACUACCUCCGGCAUUACUUGAAAGGCUGCUGGGAGAGCUAUCGACACUAGCUUCCGUAUACCACAAGCCACCAGAGCAGUUCGUUGGUCAAGGACGUUAUGGUGCCGAAGCACUUCAACAAGCAGCCAUUGACGAACAGAUACAGAAUGCGAAGGAGGCUCCAAUCGCGGCUGCAGCCGUUGCUGCUGCUGCUCAAGGCAAGCCAGCCGCUCCUCAAGCUAAUGCCGAAAAUUUGCUGGACAUUGAUUUUGACGGUGCAGCACCUGCCUCUUCAACGGAGAAGCCACCAAACGGCAUGACUGGCCUCGAAGGAUUGGCAGGCACACCUCAGAGAGUGGCAUCACCAGCUGUAGGCGCACCCGCUCCUCCUCAGAAUAACAUGGAUGAUCUUAUGGGUGUAUUCGGCGGCAAUACAAACGGUAACACUGUUGCAAGUUCUUCAGGCUUUGGAGGCAUGUCAGACAGUGAUAUUAUGAAUGGCUUUGCAGGCAUGGAUCUCAGUGCUAAUCAUCAACCACCACCACCUCAGCAGCAGUUGAAUGGUGGGAAGAAAACGAAUGAAGAUUUGCUCUCGCUAUUUUAA
Molecule: messenger RNA, 2262 nt
Organism: Lithohypha guttulata
Lineage: Eukaryota; Fungi; Ascomycota; Eurotiomycetes; Chaetothyriales; Trichomeriaceae
Gene: APL2
Product: beta-adaptin
Exons: 3
Coding region: 1-2262 (753 amino acids)
Biological process (GO): vesicle-mediated transport; intracellular protein transport
Cellular component (GO): membrane coat
Molecular function (GO): clathrin binding
Source: RefSeq, a predicted model, not a curated record